AUGAUCGAUCUUGUGGUGAGGGAUGACUCCACAGACAGCUGCCAAGCUUCUAAUGACUAUAAUGGACAUGCAGGUCUGCGUAUUCUGGCGGUCUUCAUCAUAUUGAUCUCGUCAGGACUAGGAGUGUAUUUCCCGAUAUUAUCAUCACGGUAUUCGUUCAUAAGGUUACCAAACUGGUGUUUCUUUAUAGCGAAAUUCUUUGGUUCUGGUGUCAUUGUGGCCACGGCAUUCGUCCAUCUUUUACAGCCUGCAGCAGAAGCCCUGGGUGAUGAAUGUCUCGGCGGUACGUUUGCUGAAUAUCCGUGGGCUUUCGGGAUCUGCUUGAUGUCCCUUUUCCUACUUUUCUUUACUGAAAUUAUCACGCAUUAUUUUGUAGCGAAGACGCUGGGUCAUGAUCACGGCGACAAUGAGGGAGUUGGCACUGUUGAUGCUGAUAUCGCCAGUUCAGAAUCUGCCGUCAGAAAUGGGGGCCCGAAUCCUGCAUCUUUAAACAAUGAAGCAGUCUACUCCAUCCAUAACAAUAAAAUACCCUACACAACCAGAAAUGAAGAAAUUGUUGGGACCCCUGUAAAGGAAAAGGACCCUAAUUCCAAUGUUAUAAAUUAUGAUUUAGAAACUGGAAAUACAGAAUCAAUAGCUAAUGGGUUAAUUCCAAUGAACUCACAUGCGACAAAUCUCACUUCUGUACCGGGGAAGGAUCAUUAUUCUCACGAGAAUUAUCAUCAAGAUGCCUCCGAACUCGGUAAGGGAAUUGAGGAGGAGGAUAAGGAGCAAUAUCUAAAUCAGAUGCUGGCGGUUUUUAUCCUAGAGUUCGGCAUCAUCUUCCACUCCGUAUUCGUGGGGCUUUCUCUAUCUGUCGCCGGUGAAGAAUUUGAAACUUUGUUCAUUGUUCUAACUUUUCACCAAAUGUUUGAGGGUUUAGGCCUGGGUACGAGAGUCGCCGAGACAAAUUGGCCCGAAAGCAAAAGGUACACGCCUUGGUUAAUGGGGCUCGCCUUCACACUAACGUCACCUAUAGCAGUCGCAAUAGGUAUUGGUGUCAGACAUUCUUGGGUCCCCGGUUCCAGAAGAGCACUGAUUGCUAACGGCGUUUUCGAUUCCAUAUCAUCGGGAAUCUUAAUUUAUACGGGGCUAGUUGAAUUAAUGGCUCACGAAUUUUUAUACUCGAAUCAAUUCAAGGGACCAGAUGGCCUCAAAAAGAUGCUAAGCGCAUACUUCAUCAUGUGUUGCGGAGCUGCCUUAAUGGCUUUAUUAGGGAAAUGGGCAUAG
Molecule: messenger RNA, 1269 nt
Organism: Saccharomyces kudriavzevii IFO 1802
Lineage: Eukaryota; Fungi; Ascomycota; Saccharomycetes; Saccharomycetales; Saccharomycetaceae
Gene: ZRT2
Product: low-affinity Zn(2+) transporter ZRT2
Exons: 1
Coding region: 1-1269 (422 amino acids)
Biological process (GO): zinc ion import across plasma membrane
Cellular component (GO): plasma membrane
Molecular function (GO): low-affinity zinc ion transmembrane transporter activity
Source: RefSeq, a predicted model, not a curated record